Molecule: messenger RNA, 860 nt
Organism: Dentiscutata erythropus
Lineage: Eukaryota; Fungi; Glomeromycota; Glomeromycetes; Diversisporales; Gigasporaceae
Source: the annotation of a GenBank genome assembly
AGUUAGAUUAUUAAUACUUAAGCAAGAUAAUACUUGUCAAUUAACUCAAGAUGGAGGUAUUGGACAAAAUGCUAGCUUACCAUCAUCAGCAGUAUUUGAAAACUUGAGCAAUCUCGUUGAUAGUCAUGUAAAAAGAAAUUUUAACAUAGUAUAUGAAAAAAUACAAAAUAUUGAAUGCUCCAAAUGUGAUUAUGAAACAACUAUAUGUUUUAAUUGGCGCAUUGAAAAAAAUUGGUAUAAAAGAUAUCUUCUUGGACCCAAAUUUAACCCAACUAGAGAUAAAGGGUUUUUAAGAGGACCUUGUGCUGUGAUAUUAGAUUUUAUUCAAGCAUAUCGAUUUAUUGAUCUUGGAACAAAUAAUGCUUUAGCAAUUAGAGAUAUAGUUGAAGAAAUUGGAGAUUUAAAACGAAAAUUUGAUGAAAAUGAUGGAGAAAAACAAAAUAAAGAUAAAAAUAAUACACCUACUCCAACUACAACUAUUUUAGCACCAACAACAACAAAUUUACCAACAACUACAACUAUUACUAUACCAACACCUACAACCUCUUUACCAACAACAACUACAACUAUUACUUUUUCAAAACCAUAUACUAAUAUCGAUAUUACAACAACAAAAACAACAAAAACUACCACUGUUUUACAAACAACACCAAAAACAGUUUUAAAAACAACUACAACAAUUCCUAAACUAGAACAAUUCGAUAAUUUAAUUAGUUGUCCUAUUUAUACUAUAUGUGAUAAAUUAAACUUAAAAAAACAAUCAACAGCAUAUGAUAAAAUGAGAGAAAUUAUCAAUAAACUUACAGAUGUUCAAGUAAAGGAUUUAGUAGAUAAAAUACAAAAACUUAUUAAACAAUAUG